AUGAACAUCGAGUGCAGAAUACUCUCGUACUCCACGGACGAUCUUAUCCCCACAGAAAAUGGAGUUUGGUGGUGGGAGGGAGCUCCCGUCUUUACAAAGGAUCACAGCGUAAGAGUAUGGCUAAACGGGCAGAGGAUAUGCUUUGACUGCUCCACAGGGUCAUUUACGCUCGCUCUGAGCACUCUCCACGACAUUAAAAUGGGGAUACUCGAGAUAUUCCUGGAGGAGAAGGGAAUCCUCCAGAAUGAGCUGAUAGGGUACGUUUUCAAGCGGGUUGAGGACCUUCUGCAAGAAAGGAAGGACUCUGUGCACUACCUGAAGAUUCUCCCGAACAAUGACCCCAUAAAUGGAUGGCUUUACAGCAAGAAAGCCCAGCCCAGAGAGUUUAUUCCCAAGGAGAUGGGAUUUUUCCUGGCAGUUUCUGUUAAAAUAAAAGCCUCUACAGACCCGCCAAGUACAAAAGCCAACGGCAUAUCCUUCCUGUGGGCGAGAUUCCUUAAGAACGAGGCAAUUGCUGGGAGAAUAUUCGACCUGCAGGAAGCCUUCUUUUUUCUCUUUCGGGACCUGCAGAAUAUUUCGGAGUUCGUGUACAGCAUCCGGGAGUUAUUCGCGUACUAUGCGUACAGGGACUCCCUGGAGUUUCGGGAGAUCCCAAAGUAUCCCGGGAAGGCGGAGAAGCCCAGAUUUUGGGAGAGAAUAUUCCGCCUCUUCAAGCCAAAGAGUGUUUCCGUUAGGCGGAGGAUAGACUAUUCCUUGUACCUGAAGGAAGUCCUUUCUGGAGAAAACCCGUACAAAUGGCACGUUGAAGAGAGACUAUUUUACACUCAGCACCUGAAAAAUUACAGGUACGCAAUUGCCCCGUAUGGACACGCUUUCUUGAACCUGCACUCUCUUCUCAACGUGAUAAAGAAUAAGUUGGAGGAGUGCAGGUGCAUGCACUGCGAGAAUCCUGGGGUUGACUCUGAGGAGAAGUUCUUCCAUCGCUUCACGGGGAUUCCGUACGGGGAUAUCGUCCAUGCAGCGAGCAAGUAUCUGGAACACGUCAUUUUCAUAGAUCGGGAGGAGAGUACGCUCUAUAUCACUUUUAAGGGUACUCUCCACAAAAGAGAGGCUCUAAUAGAUAUAGACUAUAAAUAUCACAAGUACAAGGGAAAUCUCUUCCACAGGGGAAUAUUCAAGGAGUCAGAGAAAUUCAUAAAAGAAAAAGAAAAAGUCCUGGAUCAGCUCAUGAUAAAUAAUAAUCUGAAGAAAAUACGGUUAGUAGGACAGUCCCUGGGAGGAGCACUUUCGAUCCUUGUGUGGAUGUUUAUGCGGGAGAGUGAGACUCUCUCAAAAUAUAGCGUCUCUUCGAUCGCAUAUUCUCCUCCUCCUGUUGUGAGCAAUCCCUCGUGGUUCAGGAGGUUGGAGGGAGAGAAGUCGGAGGGAAACAAAAUAACUGUCCUUAUAUACGGAAACGACAUAAUUCCGAUGCUUUCCAUGGGGGCAGUCUUUGAGCUCCGCCUUUUGGCUACGCAUUUUUAUGCGAUAAGUGUCUCGAAGUACAGGAACAAGCACCGAUACAUUCACGCAGUUCUUCGGAAAAUGAAAAAACACGGGAUUGCAAAGCUUUUCAUCCCGGGGGAAAUAUACAAAAUACGGCAUACUACGACUACACCGAGCACAUUCUUAGUCAAAAAGACGCACUGGACGGAGUAUAGUGCAAUAAAGCUGUGGGCUAAGGCCUUUAUGCAUCACACGCCUGGAGCGAUGAUAAAUGCACUGAAUAAGUCACUGAAGUACUUCUACUCGCAGGAGGAUCCUACGAUGGAGAUAUCCAGCAGCCAGGAGGAGCAGGAAUAA
Messenger RNA from Nematocida major, 1839 nucleotides. RefSeq lists its product as uncharacterized. Lineage: Eukaryota; Fungi; Microsporidia. Gene Ontology annotation, biological process: lipid metabolic process. Bases 1 to 1839 code for a protein of 612 amino acids. The transcript has a single exon. The record is from RefSeq and is a predicted model, not a curated record.